GGUAUUUCAGUAAUUUAGCCUCGUCUUCUUCUUCACUUGUUCGUUCUGAUUUCGUCGAGGACAAGACAGAAGAAGGGGAAGCUAUGAAAGAAGGGAAGAAGAAGAAGCCAGAGACCUCCAUUGGCGAGUCGAUAUCAGCUUUGGGGGCUGUUUUUGUUUAUUUGAUUACUGGGUUAUUUUUAGCCGUCGGAUUCUGGGUGGUCCGUGACAAGUACUCCGUCGAUCUCAUAUCUGAUCCAUCUCUCACUCUGCGUCUCCUAUGGAUGAUUGAGUUCCCGAUCGUGGUAAUCAUCUUCAGCUUGUUCAGAAGUAACCCAAAGAAAUGCUCGUACUUUAGAGCUGUUGGGCGAAGCAUAGUUGGACUAAUUUCCGGGGCUAUCAUAAAUGCUUUGGGAGCAGUUUCUUUGGGUGCACCUAUUGGGCUGCAAUCUCUACCAAAAACAAUUCACUGGUCCUUUCUAAUCUCUGUUUUCACGGUUGUACCAGCGACUGCUGUUUUUGGUGCAUCAUGGACAAAUUGGCAUCGUGUCUUCGCCUCACUAAAACCAACCGGGAAUAUAGAAUAUAUGAUCUUGACUCCAGCAUAUGGAGCAAUUAUUGGAGGAUGGUUUGGAGCUUGGCCUAUGCCACUUGACUGGGAAAGGCCAUGGCAGGAGUGGCCGAUUUGUGUGUGUUAUGGAGCUAUAGGAGGCUACGUUGUUGGACAAAUUGUCUCCUUGAGCUUGAUGAUUUUUCUCAGGAAACACAAGAAUUUGAAGCUAGCCUAGAAUUGGUCAAUCGCUCUGGAUCAGCAGAAUGAGUUUCUUUUUGUUUUUUUGACUUGAUUGCUAGAUUGAGAGAUAACAAUAGGGCAAGGUUUUUUUGUUAGCUUGAACACAAUUUCUUAUUUUCCACAUAGAAUCAAGUGUUCAUAAUUUGCAAACAGCUAACGUCAACCAACGAUCACAGACUUGAGAGACACUCUUUUCAUUCAAACAUACUUUGGUAAAAUGCAAAUGAGAAGCCUAUGUAUCCA
Molecule: messenger RNA, 1015 nt
Organism: Camelina sativa (false flax)
Lineage: Eukaryota; Viridiplantae; Streptophyta; Magnoliopsida; Brassicales; Brassicaceae
Biological process (GO): GPI anchor biosynthetic process
Cellular component (GO): endoplasmic reticulum membrane
Source: RefSeq, a predicted model, not a curated record